Venustampulla echinocandica is the source of this 1782-nucleotide messenger RNA. RefSeq names its product Glucocorticoid receptor-like (DNA-binding). The transcript has 2 exons. The record is from RefSeq and is a predicted model, not a curated record. Gene Ontology annotation, biological process: regulation of transcription by RNA polymerase II; chromatin remodeling. Gene Ontology annotation, molecular function: zinc ion binding; transcription coregulator activity. Bases 1 to 1782 code for a protein of 593 amino acids. Lineage: Eukaryota; Fungi; Ascomycota; Leotiomycetes; Helotiales; Pleuroascaceae. Gene Ontology annotation, cellular component: nuclear chromosome; RSC-type complex; nucleus.
AUGACGACUAAGAACCUUCAUCCUCCACAAUCCUUUAUAUCGAGCUACGCUCCGCGAUUACGCACCUAUGCCAACUCGCUAUUGACGCCAGCCAUACAACCCACGACCGCCCACGCCGCUCCCUUGUCCAGAACUACAAAGAGAGGAACAACCGCCAUCAACUAUGCAGAAGAUGGAUUUGAAGAUUAUGACGAUUCCGACCUUGAUAGUAGAAGGAGGCCAACUGGUCUGCGAAGCUUACGGAGAGAUGAACCGGGACAGGAGAAGCAUGACAUAGGCGACAAGGUUGGAAGAGAAGCUAUAGCGCCGGUAGAGGUUCAAGGGAUUUGGAGGGACUGGAUGGGCAAGGCGAAGCCAUCGAAGCCUGACAUGCAAAACUAUGCUCAAACGGCGCUGCCAUUGACCCUCAUACCGAUUCGGAUUGAUCUCGAUAUCCCGGCUUUCGUGCCUCCAGCGCCGCUACCACCACCUCAAGGCGUCGGAUUUGGGCAAAUUGAUACCUCACUACCAGUGUACCGAACCCAAGAGGUGACUGUGCCAUAUCGCCUGAAGGAUAAUUUCCUAUGGAAUCUCCAUGAAACGUUGACGACCACCGACCAGUUUGCCCAAGUGAUGGUGCAAGAUCUGGAUCUCCCAAACAGGGUGCAGAUGGCCAACGAAAUCAGCAAGCAGAUUCGAACACAGUUGGAAGAAUAUGCAGGUGUUGCUCUCCACCCAUUAUUUCAUUCGCAGCCAGCAUCGGCGACAAAUGGCCUGGCGACCACUAUUAAGCCCGGUCAAUUUUCUCCAUCUGCAACGCCAGCCAGCGGAAACGCGACGCCGAUGCGUAGCAGUAUAGCCCAGUUGAACGGGUACUCUACUCCGUUGAAAUCUGCAGAUCGUUCUUCAUCCCAAGAUGUUACCGCUUCAGCAGCCGCUAUUCCACCCGAAUCUGACGACUUCAAUCCAGAUGACAUGUAUCGAUGCAUUAUCACAUUGAGCAUCAACUUGUCCAAUAACCUUUACCAAGACAAAUUUGAAUGGUCACUCCUACAUUCUCCUGGAACGGCGGAAAUGUUUGCCAAGCAAACCUGUGCAGAUCUAGGCCUGCCUGGAGAAUGGGUACCGGCAAUGACACACGCCAUUUACGAAGCUGUAUUACGGCUCAAGAAGGAAGCCUGCGAAAGUGGCGGCCUAGUUGGUGGAUAUGGCGGCGAGAUAUCUAACGAUGCUGCUCAUGGAGCUGAAGCUGGUUGGAGAUAUGAUAAUGAACACCUGGCCGAUGAAUGGGAGCCGAAGGUUGAGCAACUAUCCAAGGAAGAGAUUGAGAAGAGAGAGGGAGAUAGAGAGAGACAAAAUCGAAGGGUAAGACGAGAAACCUCGAGAUUCUCCUCAACCGCUGGAAUGAUGGGGGGCUUGCCACAAGCCGUGGAAAACAGAGGCUACUUCGAUCCUGAACCAAGUGAGGAGCGAAUGGGCAGAGGGGAGCGGAGCAAGAAGAAGCGACGGUUCAGGAGUCUGAGCCCUGUGGGGAGAUCGGGGACUCCCGGUGGAAGAGGGACGCCCGAUGGCGGCGUUGCUGGAUAUGGAGGUGGUGGAUCACUUAAUGAGUACGAACGGAAUAGUUGGAGAUGUUCCCAUUGUAAGGUUUGGGGUACCGCAGUUUGGGCAGUUAGAGAUGGACCACAUGGCGCUAGGACGCUCUGUAAUAACUGCGGUUUCAUUUUCGAGCGCGAUCGGAAGUUGCCUAAAUUUGCGAAAGACUUGCAUAAGACGGACCUGCGUGCUAUUGAUUAUAGAUGA